This is a messenger RNA of Macrosiphum euphorbiae (potato aphid), 2160 nucleotides long. The record is from the annotation of a GenBank genome assembly. NCBI's taxonomy places the organism in Eukaryota, Metazoa, Arthropoda, Insecta, Hemiptera, Aphididae.
AUGGACACAAUUCAAAGUGGAUAUACACCAUUACAUUCAGCUGUUAUGGGCAACGCUUUAGAAACUACAAAAAUUCUGAUAGACCAGAGAUGUAAAGUAACUGACACAGUAUUACAUUGUGCAGUACAAGCCAAUGCUGUAGAAUGUGUCAAGUACUUACUAAACAUUGGUAUAGACCCCAACACUUUGGAUACCAAUGGGAAUACACCCCUUCAUUUAGCAGCAGACAAAGGAUAUACAGAAUGUCUAAAACUUCUUUUAGCUAGAAGUAAUAAAACAAUAAAUUUAAAUUCUAAAUCUAGGCAAUCGACGGCCUUGCAUAUGGCGGCUGAAAAUGGUUAUACAGAAUGUGUUCAAAUACUUUUACACACAGGGUCUAGUCAUAGUGCGGUAAACUAUAAGAAUCAAACUGCUUUACAUCUAGCUGCCAAAGCUCAAUGUGCCGAAUCUGUUGUUAUAUUAUUAGAAUUAGGAGCCGAAGUAAAUGCUUUAGAUAUCGACAAAAGGACAGCUUUGCAUUCUGCAGUUUGUAAAGCUUAUUUAUCAUUCCACGUGGUUGAAGUAUUGGUAAAAUGGGGCGCAAAUGUCAAUAUUAAAGAUAGAUAUGGGUACGCUCCUCUUCACAUAGCUGCUUUAAAUGAGUUAUCCCAAUGUGUCGAUUUUUUAAUCAUAAAAGGAGCUGACAUAAGUUCUAGAACGGUAGGCGGGAUGAGUGCUUUAAGCAUAAUAAACAGAAAAACACCCACAAGUAUAAAUACAAUCAAAAAAAAAUUUGACCAGGCAAUUACAUUAAAUGACCAAGCUUCCGCCAAAGAAGUUGAACUAAUAAUGGAUUUUCGAUACUUAUUACAAAAUCCUAGUCAAGGGGAAAUCAUUUUAUUACACACAUUGGAAGAAUGUGGUCAAAAGUCUAUGCUUGAACAUCCAUUAUGUAAAGCAUUUUUGUACUUAAAAUGGCAAAAAAUUCGUAGAUUUUAUUUUGUACGUCUGGUUUUUGAUGCAAUUUUUGUUUUACUCUUAACCACUUAUGUAAUGACAGCUUUAGCACAUGAUUGUUAUAAUAAGUCAAGAAACCUAACAGACAAACAAAAAAUAACUCAUAGUCAAGAACUAAACGAAUCGGAGAAUCAAAAUGCCUGUCGUUUAAAUGUGAAUGUAUAUUUUGAUUCACAAUUAAUAUCACACAUAAUUAUAGAAUUUGUUUGGUAUAUAUUGUUGGUAUUUACAAUCGUCAUAAUAAUCAGAAAAUUAAUUGGCACCACAGGAUUUACUUCAGUCAAACAAUAUUUUUUAAACAUUACUAACAUUGUUGAAUGGUUUGUGGUUGCAAGUGUUUUUUUAACAUCCUUUUUAUAUGGAAAUAAAACAUAUGACUGGCAAAACCCUAUUGGAGCAUUUUCCGUUUUGUUUGGAUGGUCAAAUUUAAUGGUGAUGAUUGGCCAGUUACCUAUAUUUGGAACAUAUAUUGCUAUGUUUACCAAAGUUCAAAAGGAAUUUGCUAAAUUGUUGCUAGCUUACUCAUGUUUGCUUAUAGGAUUUACAAUAAGUUUUUGCACACUAUUCCCUACAUCAGAUGAUUUUAAUAAUCCCUUAAUAGGUAUAGCAAAAGUUCUAGUAAUGAUGACAGGAGAACUUGACAUAGAUUUGCUAUUGAAAUCUGAAGAAUCUCCAAUUAUUUUUAAUGUUAGUGCUUAUAUAACUUUUAUACUGUUUAUUGUAUUUGUUACCGUUGUACUAAUGAACUUGCUAGUCGGAAUAGCAGUUCACGAUAUCCAAGGUUUGCACAAAACUGCAGACCUCUCAAAGCUUGUCAGACAAACUCAACUAAUUCACUCUCAAGAACAAGCAUUAUUUCAAGGUUGUUUACCUAGGCGUGUUAUAAAUUUUUUUAAUUGGAGCGCAAGAGUUACACCAUCAGCAUAUCGAGUGGUACUUUAUGUAAAACCUUUAAAUCCUACAGAAAAAAGAUUACCAAAAUACAUAAUGGAAGAUGCAUUGAAUAUAGCAAGACAACAACGAUUAAAUACAGUUGACUAUAAACAAGCUAUGUUAGAAAAUAAAAUGGAAAACAAGGCUUUAGUUGAAGAAAUUAAACAACUAAAAGAAAUUGUACAAAAUCAACAAGAUCUCUUAUUAAAGCUUAUUAAUAAAUCUUCAUAA